Lodderomyces orthopsilosis Co 90-125 is the source of this 2907-nucleotide messenger RNA. It is a transcript of the gene RPN1, whose product is annotated as proteasome regulatory particle base subunit. Gene Ontology annotation, molecular function: enzyme regulator activity. Bases 1 to 2907 code for a protein of 968 amino acids. Lineage: Eukaryota; Fungi; Ascomycota; Pichiomycetes; Serinales; Debaryomycetaceae. The transcript has a single exon. Gene Ontology annotation, cellular component: nucleus; proteasome regulatory particle, base subcomplex; proteasome storage granule. The record is from RefSeq and is a predicted model, not a curated record. Gene Ontology annotation, biological process: regulation of protein catabolic process; proteasome-mediated ubiquitin-dependent protein catabolic process.
AUGGCACCAGUACAGGAGGAAACCAAGGAUCACAAACAACCACCAUCUGUGGUUGCCAAAGAUGCAAACCCACCAAAAAAACAUGUUGACAAAGAGGAAGAAGAGUUAUCUGAAGAAGAUCAACAAUUGAAGGAAGAGUUGGAACUGACGGUAGAAAGAUUGAAGGAACCAAACCAAUCAAAAGGCCAAUAUGGGAAAUAUUUGGAAUCAUUAAAGAGAUCAAUUCAAGACUCUACAACGUCCAUGACUGCAGUGCCAAAGCCAUUGAAAUUUUUGAGACCUAAUUAUCCAGACUUGACGGAAGUGUAUGACGAAUGGAGUAAGAGUUAUGGUGAAAAGACCCCAAUCGUAUCCAAUUUGGCUGAUAUCUUGUCAGUUUUGGCAAUGACUUAUUCUAAUGAAGACAAAAAGGAAUCAGUAAAGUAUAGAUUAUUGUCAAACACGGACACUAUUCAAGACUGGGGACAUGAGUAUUUGCGCCACUUGGCCUUGGAAAUAGGUGAAUCUUAUCAAGAGAAUUUAGGUGUGGAUGAAGAAUUAGUGUCUAGGUUAACACAAUUGGCAUUGAAAAUUGUUCCUUAUUUCUUACAACACAAUGCUGAAGCCGACGCUGUGGAUUUGUUGUCUGAGAUAGAGUCUAUUGAUAAAUUACCCCAAUUUGUUGAUGACAACACCUAUGCUAGAGCCUGUCUUUAUGUCACAAGUAUGGUUCCAUAUUUGGCUCCACCUGAUGAUCUUUCCUUUUUAAACACUGCAUUUGCUAUAUACUUGUCUCACGGUCAAUUAACACAAGCUUUGACUAUAGCAAUUAAAUUGGAUGACAAAGAAUUAAUAGAACAAGUAUUCAACUCAACAAAAGAUGAGUUGGUUCAUAAACAAUUGGGUUUCAUCUUGUCACAACAACGCAGUAAUUUCAAAUUACCAGAAGAAAAUCAAGAAGUUCAAGAAACUAUAAGUAAUGUCAAAUUGAGUGAAUACUUUCAGUACUUAAUCAAAGAAUUGAAUUUAUUGGAUCCUAGAGUCCCCGAAGACGUUUACAAAUCACAUUUAGAAAAUUCAAAAUUUGGUUUAGGAACCUCGGGAUCAAUUGACUCUGCCAAGCAGAAUCUUGCCGCUGCUUUUGUCAAUGCCUUUUUGAAUCUUGGUUUUGGUAAAGAUAAAUUGGUUAAAUCAGAAGAAGAUAACAAGUCUUGGAUUUAUAGAACAAAAGGCAAAGGUAUGGUAUCAACUACAGCAUCAUUGGGCUCGCUUCAUCAGUGGGAUGUCAAUGAAGGGUUACAAGUCUUGGAUAAGUACACAUAUUCUGAUGAUCCAGAAGUCAAAGCUGGUGCUUUGUUAGGUACUGGUAUUGUUUCUGCCAAUGUUCAUGACGAUGUUGAUGCAGCACUUGCGUUGUUGCAAGAUUAUGUCAACGACUCCAACAAAUUAUAUCAAACAGCAGCCAUCAAUGGAUUAGGAAUUGCAUUUGCAGGAUCAGCAAAUGAAGAAGUGUUGAACUUGUUACUACCAUUGGUGUCAGAUUUGGAUGCUCCAUUAGAAGUGUCAUGUCUAGCUGCAUUGGCUUUGGGGCAUACCUUUGUUGGAACGUGCCAUGGUGAUAUAACCUCAACUAUUUUGCAAACUUUGUUGGAAAGAGAUUUCGCUCAAUUGGCCAAUAAAUUCAUCAAGUUUAUGGCAUUAGGAUUAGGCCUUUUGUACAUGGGCAAGACCGAACAAGUUGAAGAUGUUUUGGAAACGAUUGAUGCUAUUGAACACCCAAUCAGCAAAACCUUGAAAGUGUUGGUCAACAUUUGUGCAUAUGCCGGUACUGGUAAUGUUUUGCAAAUACAAGCUUUAUUGCAAAUGUGUGCUGCUAAACCAAAGGAUCAACUCGAUGAAGAGAAAAAAUUAGAACAAUCUGAAGAAGAUCAGCUAAAGGAUGAUCAAAAAGAUGAACCAAAGGGUGAAGGAGAAGGCGAUGUUGAAAUGGAAGAUGCAAAAGAAAGUAAUGAAACUCAAGAAGGUGAAUCAACUGAAGCAAAAGCUAAUGAGACCGAGGCAACUGAAACCGAAAAUAAGGGAGAAGCUGAUGAUGAUGAGGUUGAUGAAGAUGAGGAAUUAUACCAAGGAAUUGCCGUUUUAGGAUUGGCUUGUAUUGCCAUGGGUGAAGAUAUCGGACAAGAUAUGUCAUUGCGUCAUUUCGGCCAUUUGAUGCAUUAUGGAAAUUCAUUAAUACGUAGAGCAGUGCCGUUGGCUAUGGGAUUGGUUUCGAUAUCUAAUCCACAAAUUAAAGUUUUUGAAACGUUGUCAAGAUAUUCGCAUGAUCCAGAUUUGGAGGUUGCUCAAAAUUCCAUCUAUGCCAUGGGGUUGGUUGGUGCUGGUACAAACAAUGCCAGAUUAGCUCAAUUGUUGAGACAAUUGGCUUCAUACUAUAUCAAAUCACCUGAUACAUUGUUUAUGGUUAGAGUUGCUCAAGGUUUAUUACAUUUGGGUAAAGGAACCUUGACACUAUCACCAUUCAAUGUUGAGAGAACAGUGUUGUCCAAUACAGCAUUGGCUUCAUUAUUGACGAUUUCUGUGGCAUUAUUAGAUCCAAGAGCAUUCAUAUUGAAUGACUCUACCACAGAAACAAGUCAUGAAUUGUUGUACUAUUUAACUCCCGCAGUCAAGCCAAAGAUGUUGGUGACUGUUGAUGAAAAUUUGCACCCAUUGAAGGUUAAUGUUAGAGUAGGUCAAGCUGUUGAUGUUGUUGGUCAAGCAGGUAAGCCUAAGACCAUUACUGGAUGGGUUACCCAAUCCACUCCAGUUCUAUUAAAUUAUGGUGAACGUGCUGAACUUGAGAAUGAUGAAUGGAUAAGUUUGAGCAAUUCCUUAGAAGGUGUUGUCAUAUUGAAAAAGAAUCCCGAAUUCAUGGAUAUAGACAGUUGA